Messenger RNA from Caenorhabditis angaria, 1077 nucleotides. The record is from the annotation of a GenBank genome assembly. Lineage: Eukaryota; Metazoa; Nematoda; Chromadorea; Rhabditida; Rhabditidae.
AUGUCGGAAGAUAUAUCAGAUCAAAUGAAUCCGACUUUAGCGAACGAUAAACUAUUACAAUGGAAAUUCGAAAACAUCAAAGAAUUAGACGAUAAAAUUCGAUUCAGUCAAAUAUUUACAAUUGAAAAUCUCUCGUGGAAAAUUGGAAUCUCUCGCAAAAUCGGUGACAUCAUUGAAAUAUACUUCACAUUUUGCCCACCGUCUAUCAAAAACUAUGUUUGUGAUGUGAACGCUGAUGUAAAAUUGGUGCAACGAAAAUUUGCUGGUGUAACUCUUCGAAUGGAGAAAGAGAAUGGAAGUGGAACUUAUUUUUAUGGAUCCUAUAAAUCGAAUUGUAUCUCACCGUGUUAUUCAAUGGAUCUUGAAAACAUUAUCAAAAAUGGCUAUUAUUUUCCUGAUAAGGAUAUGAUUGUAGUUAAUGUCAAAUUAUCCUUCAAAUAUUUCGAUUUUUCAAAAAGAAUCGAGGAUUAUACGGAUACAAUUUUAUGUCUCAAAGACACAGAUUAUCAUUGCAAUCGUGGUGUGAGUUAUUUCUUUGUGCUGAAAAACUUUUAUAAAUUUCCACAACAUUUUCAGUUACUCUGCAGCAAUUCCAAACGAUGUGCCGACAAUCUUUUAUCCGAAAAAUUUUUGAGCAGAUAUAUCGAAAAAGUUAUUAUUGAUAAUGAUGUAAAACGCGGUCAUUUUGCACUAUUUCUAGCAUCAAUGCAUAGUUAUUCAAUUGAUGUCAACGAAUCGAAUUAUAUUCCACUUAUGAAAAUGGCCGAUAAAUUCGAUUGUCCACUGUUAAAAAAGAAAUGCGAAAAAGUUUAUAUUGACACCGUUUUGUUUCAAAUGUGCUAUAAAACAACAAUUCAAACUCUGAAAUAUAUCGAGAAAUAUGAUUUGUAUCGAUCGCUUGGACAUAUUGUUGAAAGAGUCAAUUUUUUAUGUGACAAAGAGCUGUUGUUAUCGGAUGAAUUCAAGACUCUUCGAACUGAUUUUCAAAUUGUGCUUCUUGAAACUGCAUGUAAAAGGUGGGAAUAUCACUUAUUUCAUAAUAUGAAACGUAUUCCACGUAAUAAAAAUAAGGAAUGA